Suhomyces tanzawaensis NRRL Y-17324 is the source of this 231-nucleotide messenger RNA. RefSeq lists its product as uncharacterized. The transcript has a single exon. The annotation marks the transcript as partial. The record is from RefSeq and is a predicted model, not a curated record. NCBI's taxonomy places the organism in Eukaryota, Fungi, Ascomycota, Pichiomycetes, Serinales, Debaryomycetaceae.
GGCAGGGCAGUUUCUUAUUCUGUCCAGUAUAGAUGUCUGACAAUAGAAGAAUGUAUCUAGUAGGGAACUACAGAUUGAUUAGGAAGCAUUUUGGAAAAUGUUUUAUUGCUAUUUGUUGUAAGACCAUCGAUAUCUCUGGAUUGGCGGGCAUCCACCUGAUGAGCCAGAAGCAAAUCCAGGAGCAUUCAAGCUAUGAAUAGUACCAGACUGUUUUGAUGGAGGCGAUCUUGA